UUAUUAUUAGUGGUAUAAUCAUAAGCAGUACUUUAAAUUGUCGGACAAAGUCUCAGAAAUGGAAGAAAAAAUCAAUACAGAUUCUAAAGAACAUGCUGUUGAAAUUUUACAACAAUUAAAUGAAUAUCGUAAAACUGGACGUCAUUGUGAUUUCAUGAUCAAAGCUGGAUCUGAGGAACUUCCUGUUCAUAAGAAUAUUGUGUCGGCAAGUUCCGAUUAUUUUAAAGCAAUGCUAUCUCAUGAAAAUGUUGAAACAAAAUCUGGUGUCGUUGAAAUAAAGGAAUUUGAUGAAGUUUGUGUUAAAAAAUGUGUUGAUUUCAUUUACACUGGGGAUGCUUAUGUUGCCAAAGAAAAACGUGAAACGCUCAUGAGUGUUGCUCACAUGAUGCAGCUGCAAAGACUUUGUGAUAGUAUCGCAAUUUUUCUGGAAGAUGAUCUUGAUCCUAAAUCGUUUUUUCAAACUAAAAAAAUUGCGAAUAGGUACAACUGUAAACAACUUGAGGAAAAAUGCAAUCAAUUUGCAUUGCAACGUUUCAAAGAAAUUGCUCAGUCUGAUGAGUUUAUGGAUCUUAAUGAAAAAUUUAUUUCAUUUCUAAUGGAAUCAAAGGAAACAAAAGCAAAGGAAGAAGUGAAAUGUAAGAUGUUGUUAGCAUGGACCAAACACGAUAUUGAUGAAAGAAAAGAAUAUUUUCUUGGUUUGGUGAUGAAAUUUGAGUUGACAAAAAUGAAUUUGUCAUAUAGAAGAUUUCUUGUUGAAAAUGAACCACUGAUAUUUGAAUCCGCAAAAUCUCUUCAGUCAUUGACUUUGUCAAUUUUAGACAGCCAUCUUGGGGAUACUAUUUCAAAAGAUGUCAAUUUGGCAGAAAAUAAACAGCUUGUUGUUUUUGACAAAACUUCUGGAAGAAUGCAUUCAUGUGAUGUUUAUGAUAAAACAUGGACACCAAUGCAAACCAUAGAUGAAGCUAUUAUACAGAAUACAUUAUAUUCUGCUGUAGUGAUGGAAUCUUACAUUUAUGUGAUUUGUACAAAUAUAUCGUUUUAUAGACUUGAAUAUGCUGAAUCAAAUGCAAAGUGGGAACAAAUGACAAAUCCAAAUCUUCAGAAUGCACGUGCAGUUGCACUUGAUGAUUUUGUUUAUGGUAUUGAGUAUGGAAGCUACUCAAACAUUAUGGAAAGAUAUGAUCCAUCAAAUAAUAGAUGGACCAGACUAACAAACAAAUCAUUGAUCCUAGCUCUUGAAUCUUUGGUGGCUGCUGAUGGAAAGGUGUUUUGUAUUGCUGGACAAUCUAAGCAGCAAUAUCAAGCAACAAACCAAGUUGAGAUUUAUGAUCCUGUCACAUCAACUUGGUCAAUGGAUAAUAGAUCAUUGAAUGAAGCAAGAUAUUAUGCUUCUGCAACUGUCACAGAGGAAGGAAUAUAUGUUAUGGGAGGUUGUAAUGUUAAUAGUAAUACUAAUAGUGUUGAAUUUUGUUCAUCUGUAACUAAAACCUGGAUGAUGUUGAAACCAAUGAAAAAUGCAAGAUCAGAGUUUAGAAGUUGUGUGAUUGAUGGGAAAGUUUAUGUCAUAGGUGGAAAUCAAAAUUCUGCAAAUAUAGAAGAAUAUGAUCCUGAAACAAAAGAAUGGAAAAUCAUUGAAACAAUACAAGAAAAAAGUAUAGCUCCCCUGGCAACUGUUGUAAUAUCUAUCUAA
Molecule: messenger RNA, 1690 nt
Organism: Styela clava
Lineage: Eukaryota; Metazoa; Chordata; Ascidiacea; Stolidobranchia; Styelidae
Source: RefSeq, a predicted model, not a curated record